Messenger RNA from Solanum tuberosum (potato), 972 nucleotides. RefSeq lists its product as uncharacterized. Gene Ontology annotation, molecular function: nucleic acid binding. Lineage: Eukaryota; Viridiplantae; Streptophyta; Magnoliopsida; Solanales; Solanaceae. The record is from RefSeq and is a predicted model, not a curated record. Gene Ontology annotation, biological process: DNA integration. The coding region runs from base 1 to 972 and encodes 323 amino acids. The transcript has a single exon.
AUGGAACAUGAUUGUUGGAAGUUUGUGCAAAAGUGUCGUAAAUAUCAAGUGCAUGGAGAUUUGAUUCGGGUGCCGCCACAUGAACUCAAUGCUAUGAGUUCACUUUGGCCGUUUGUAGCUUGGGGCAUGGAUGUCAUUGGUCCAAUAGAGCCAGCAGCCUCUAACGGACACAUAUUCAUUUUGGUUGCUAUUGACUACUUCACCAAGUGGGUGGAAGCAGCUUCGUACAAGUCGGUAACCAAGAAAGUUUUAGCUGAUUUUGUUCGCAACAAUUUGAUAUGUAGGUUUGGACUACCGGAAUCCAUCAUUACUGAUAAUGGAGUGAAUCUCAACAGUCAUUUGAUGAGAGAGAUAUGUGAAAAAUUCAAGAUUACUCACGGGAACUCAACUGCCUAUCGUCCCCAAAUGAAUGGAGCUGUAGAAGCCGCCAACAAGAACAUAAAGAAGAUUUUGAGGAAAAUGAUUGAUAAUCGCAGAGGUUGGCAUGAGAUGCUUCCAUAUGCUUUAUUAGGUUACCGAACGACUGUCAGAACAUCAGUUGGAGCUACUCCAUAUUUGCUAGUAUAUGGAACAGAGGCAGUUAUACCCGCAGAAGUUGAAAUACCUUCAUUGAGAAUCAUCCAAGAAGCUGAAUUGAGUGAUGCUGAAUGGGUUCGCAAGCGGAUUGAUCAAUUAACAUUGAUCGAUGAGAAGAUAAUGGUUGUUGUUUGUCAUGGACAACUGUAUCGACAGAGAAUGAUUCGUGCCUUCCACAAGAAAGUUAAAGCCAGAAUGUUUGAGAUUGGUCAGUUGGUUCUCAAACGUAUUUUCCCUCACCAGGAUGAAUAUAAAGGAAAAUUUGCACCAAAUUGGCAAGGACCCUUCAUGGUUCGGAAAGUAUUAUCUGGAGGUGCCUUGGUCCUAUCGGAGAUGGAUGGCACUGAGUGGCUAAAACCGAUCAACUCAAAUGUUGUCAAGAGAUACUAUGUGUGA